This is a messenger RNA of Pediculus humanus corporis (human body louse), 189 nucleotides long. RefSeq lists its product as uncharacterized. Lineage: Eukaryota; Metazoa; Arthropoda; Insecta; Psocodea; Pediculidae. Bases 1 to 189 code for a protein of 62 amino acids. The transcript has 2 exons. The record is from RefSeq and is a predicted model, not a curated record.
AUGUCAAAAGUCAGUCAAAAUAUUAAGAAUCAUAACCUUGGAAAUGAGGCCAGUCAUGAAUUUGCUACUACCAUAAAUAGCAAAAUAAACCCCGCUUGUGGGAUUUGGGUUCAGGAAGUGGAUUACGGACAACCGUGUGAAAUUUGUAGAGAAAAGUGCGAUGGAUUCGUUCCUCACGAUUGGAGGUAA